CUAAUCCAUAUAAUGUUCGUGUUCCUCGUACUUUACUUAUAACGCACCCCAACCCACCACCCAUCGCAUCUCCCCGCAUUUCAACACUAGCCCCCGCCCCCGCCCUCCUUCGAGCUGAAGCUUCACUGCCUACUGGACGCCUCAAACAUGACAGACGCUUGCAACAAGUUUACCCCUCUCUUGGAAUUGGCCUCUCAGAAAAAGAAAGCCACUUCGUCUUCGCCAUAUCUUUCGCUCAAUCCUGCGCUCGAUCUUCUCUAGAUCAUCUAUCCAGCAACCUUAUGCUUUCUAUGAUUUCCUGGUAGUACAGUGUCGUGUGAGCGAGUGAGUUGUGCAGUGCAGUGCAGUGCAGCGCAGCGCUCCUGCUCGGCCGAGAGGAUUCAGAAGCACAGGGCAGUUAGUGGACUAGACAGUUGAGUCAGAGGCAUGUCUCCAGGGAGUAAACCAGUAACAGGCCGCCGUACGGUGUGUGACCACUGUCGAAGACGACGAAUCCGAUGUGAUGGUGAAUUCCCGUGUAACCAAUGCGGCAAUGCAUCGUUGACAUGCAAGAGAGAACAUGUCCCUAAGAGGCGAGGACCAAAGAGGGGAACGGGAAGGGUCAUCAAUGAGUUGAGGGCUCAAGAUGGUCAUGGUGAUGAACUACCCAAUGUUAAGGGACAAGGGUCAAAUGGUUCUGGGGGAAGCCAGACUUCCGGUCCACCGUCAAUCGAUCAAUGGAUAUCAGACUCCACAGACGCCAUAUCCCCAACCCUCAACCAACAAAUAUGGCACCCCAUAAUGUCCGAACCAUCUCAUGCCCUUCCAGACGAACCAAACAGCAUCUUCACCACCGACCAAUUCCGUCCAACAAGUCCAUCCUACCUUCACCUAAUCCCCACUUGCAUCGACCUCUUCAUGGAACACAUUUAUCCCAUUAUGCCAUUGGUCCACAUGCCCACGCUUCGCGAUUCCAUCACUCGUCCUCUCGAAAUGUACGAGAAGAACCUGCUCUACUCUCUCUGCGCCUUGACCUCAACUCAUAUGUCUGGGAAAAGCAUCCUAGCUCCUGGUCCUCCCUCAUGGGAAGCAGCCGGACGAUUCUUCCUAGAUGAAUGUAUUUCGGUUCGGCAAUCUUACGAUUUCGUGGAAGAUAAGACGUUAUCUGCCGUCAUAUCGUCCUAUUUUGUAUCAACGGCAUUCUUUGAGUUGAAUCAGAACCGCAAGUCUUGGUACUAUUUGAGGGAGGCAUUAACGAUGGGCCAAGAUCUAGGAUUUCAUGACGAGCAUACAUAUGUGGGUUUAUCGCCUGCAGAGGCGUUGUGUAGAAGACGGACUUUUUGGAUUCUUUACGUGACUGAACGAUCCUUCGCCAUCCUCCGCCACAAACCGCUCACUCUCCAGAAAACUCCCGAAUUCCCCUCCACCCUCCACAGCUACGAAUCCCCCGAGAUCCACUCCGGCUUCAUGCACCUGGUAAACAGCUACCACCUCCUCGACUCCUCCUUCGUCGACUCCUGGAACGAAUCCGCCUCCGCCCCGGCCUCGACCGCAACCUACACCUCCCUCCAACAACAGCUGUCCCGGCCGCACCCCACAUCCCUAUCUCUAACCUCGAUCCAAAAAGCCGACAUCCUCGUAACACAGCAAUGGCUACGCCUGAUAGUCUGGCAGUCCAGCAUGCGCCAAGGCCUACUGAGCAGCACCGCCUCGGAAGAAAGCAUGACAUUCCGCUACCCGCUGAAGAUCGCCCACUCCCUCCUGGACGUGAUAUCCAGCCUGCCCACGUACAGCAUCGAGGUCCACGGGAUGGGAAUCUUUGAGAAGAUCUUCGAGAUAGGCAACACGAUGCUGGACGUCAUGCAGGCGUGCGGGACCAACAUCCCGUCUGAAUCGUACGGCGUGGCGCAGGACCCCUUCGAGGUGUUUGUCAAGACGCUGUCUCAGACGCCGAACUCGCAGAGGCAGUAUGCGAAUCUAUUGCUGGCGAAGGCGGCGGAGAAGCCGGAGAUUCAGAGGUUUAGUAUGCCGAUUAGUGCGCCUCUUUCUGCGGCGUCGGUCUCGGUUUCGAGAUCGGAGGGGUUGACGACGUCCCCUGUUGAAGGUGGUGCGUUUCCGUAUAUAAGUAUGAAUACUGCUGCGGCCACUACGGCAGCUAGUUCGGAUAUCGACAUGCAAGGUCUGCCUGUACCUCGGGGCUGGCGGGGUAGUAUUGUGGGGGAGAUUGGCGAGGGCGGCGGCAUGAGUUUAGAUGGUGUUGGAGCGGGGUUGGGACUCAUGGCUCCUGUGGGUACGAGGCAGUGGAGAGGGAGUAUUGUGGGGGAGAUUGGUGAGGAUGGGGUGUAUAAGGAGCAUGAGGGGGUGAAUGGGAACGGGGAUAGGGAUGAGGCGUCGAAUUGGGCGGGUGCGAGUGAUCCCGUUUGGACGGCUGAUGGAGGAGGGGUUGUGGGAGACGAUGCGUGGUUGAAGAUGGAGGAGGGAAUCAUUUAAUGAUUGAGAUGUUGAUUACGUUUCUCUUACGACUUCGUCUGUGUAGGGGGAUGGAUAGGUGCUUUCGGUUGUGGAAUGGGUGUAUUUCUGGGAGGCAAUUAGGUGUUCUGUUGGCAACGAGCUAUACUGAUCCGAAAUGGACGGAUUGGUAGGGGAAUGGAUUGGAGUAAGUUGGACUGCAUCGGUGUAUGACUGUGGGUUCGACCUAGGAGUAAUCUCCAUGUACGAUACUAGGGUCUGUUAUGGAUAUGAUAGCUGGUUCACGAUGUAAUGUACAUUCGAAACUGGAUAGUAGUGCAUAUUUGUAGUAGAUAGAUAGUCAUCUCGAAGUAUUUGCAUCAUAUUUGGUUUGGC
Cadophora gregata is the source of this 2823-nucleotide messenger RNA. RefSeq lists its product as uncharacterized. Gene Ontology annotation, molecular function: zinc ion binding; DNA binding; DNA-binding transcription factor activity, RNA polymerase II-specific. Gene Ontology annotation, biological process: DNA-templated transcription; regulation of DNA-templated transcription. The record is from RefSeq and is a predicted model, not a curated record. The coding region runs from base 427 to 2469 and encodes 680 amino acids. The transcript has 4 exons. NCBI's taxonomy places the organism in Eukaryota, Fungi, Ascomycota, Leotiomycetes, Helotiales, Ploettnerulaceae.